UAUUCCUCCGAUUUAUUGCACACAAGUAUUGUCUGUCACAUAAUUUGGAACCGCUGGAGCAAGUAUUGGGGGCUGUUGAAGUGCUGUUACAUCGCAAGAACGCUGGCCUUUUGUCCAAGUCUUGUUUGUCUCAUAGCCUAAAUUGUGGCAUCAGUUGAUGAAGUCGCUAUACAAGCCAAGGGUUCUACUUACUCGCCCCGUGUGAUGCCUAUAAGCCAUCUUCAGAAGGCCUGUAGCAUCUGCAAAGCUUGAAAUUCUCCGUCUUCCCAGUCGACUGGCUAUAGGAGCCAACAUGUCCACUAGAGCAUUCUGGCCUGGCGGAAAUACGCCCAGCGCUCCAGAGAGGCCUACUGCCACAGUUCUUUGGGACUAUCAGAAUUGCAUCCCACUCGUUCGAAUUCCCAGCUGGGACAAACCUGUCACUCUUAUAACCCCUGUCGUGGUACCACCUGCUGGUAAUGAUCCCGCUGAUAAUAGGGAUCCUUUUGAGAUAUUCGGCCAGUCGCUUACUAGUCGAGAUAUCCCCCUACGGCAUGUUCCAUACACCAAAAACCAGGGUAUUACUGGUGUCCAUGUGGCCUUCAUCAGAAGAUCAAAGGUCGUUAUCUUUGUGAUUAGUCAUUUGGACGGUCCUGGGUUCCCGCUCCAGCUGGGAUUUGCUGAGCUUGUGGCACAGAUAUGCGAAUCGCGACCUCUCAUAAUCCUUGCUUGCUGUCCUGUUGCCGGCCACAACAUCCCCAAUGCCUAUUUCAGGACGCUGGUACACGUUGCCGGAUAUGCCAACCCUGAGCUGCUGAUUGCAGCCAACUUGUGUCUUGAUGGCGGCGCGGGCUUCACAGCGCCAUAUGCAAACAUGUCUAUACAGAAUAUGCCUAACCAAUUAUUGGAUGCCGAAUCUGCAUGGCCAGUCCUGCCCUGGGUUGCCGAACGAGAUCUAUUGGAAACAUGCGCACUCUGGCAAGAAUGCCUUCCCUACCCGUUUCAUCUCAACCCAGCAACUCUAGAGUCUCUUUUGAAGAGAGAUGGCUACGCACUGCACUAUGUUGUACGAGAUCCGGUUCAUGGAUCAUUGGUUGGGUUUUGUGCGGCAUUUGCCACUUUCGCAGACAGCUUCGAUGUUGCUCUGGUAGGCUCUAUUGCCGCCGUCAUUGUGCAAACCGCCUACAGAGGACGAGGAAUUGGCUCAUUACUCUAUAAUGCCGCCAUCAGCAGGCUCCAGAGCGUCAGAGGUGUGCGAAGACUGCACCUGGGGUCGACAUUUCCUCGCCUGCUCUGCGGCGUGCCGGUCGAUAUGGGUUAUGUGGACCAGUGGUUCGAGAGAAGAGGCUGGCCUGUCAGCACGCAAGGCCACCAAGGCCAGGGUGGCCUUGUCGCAGACUGGAUUCUUCGAUUCUUGGACCUACCAAGCAUGACAGUUUAUUCCACUGGCCUGGGAUUCAGGCAGUGCGUCGAUGGCGAUGCCGAGCAAGUGUUGAGCGUCGAGCAUCGCCAGCCUGCGACAAGUACUCACAGCCAUGGCUGGUAUGAUCUGUAUGCGCAGACAUUGAGACAAGGAUAUAUAGGCGAUGUCAUCGUUGCAUAUGAGAACGACACAAUAGUGGCUACUGCCAUCAUUUACACACCUGGCGCACAGAGUCCAGCGGCAGUUGAUAUACCCUGGCCGGCAACAUUGAGCAGCAGCAUCGGUGGAGCAACUUGCAUAUGCAUCAAAGGUGAGUCCAAGCUCUUCUCCCCCCCUCUCUAUUAUGCGUCAUGUUACAUCGAUACGUAUCCUUUGGCAGCUUUGUUUCAUUGCUAA
Molecule: messenger RNA, 1798 nt
Organism: Trichoderma atroviride IMI 206040
Lineage: Eukaryota; Fungi; Ascomycota; Sordariomycetes; Hypocreales; Hypocreaceae
Source: RefSeq, a predicted model, not a curated record